AUGCAAGCCCAAAGUCUUUGUAAUCUUCCUGAAAAUCCAUUACGAACAGCCUAUGACAAAUUCACCAAAGUUCAGAGUGGUGCAUAUGAACUCGAAGAUAUUGAGGUGCCCGAAAUUAAGAUCGACACACAUGGUCGCCCAACAGGUCCCAAGAAGGACAAGUCGAAAGACAAAUCUGCACUUCGAGAUCCUUCGAGUUUUGAUCCGAAACCAAAAGCUCCCCGAAAACAAAAGAAUCAUGCAAAAACAAAAGCUCCGGCAAAAACAAAAGCUCCCCGCAAGUGUAGUAGGUGUAGAGAAGCUGGACACACUAAAAACAAGUGUUCACUUGUAUCUCGACCGCACAAUCCAACUUUGGAAGAGCUUCAAUUUGAUCAAGAUGAAAAUACACAGAACAAUGAUUCCACCUCAGAAUUCAGUCAAACCCUUCGACAGAUACCCGAGCAGCUUGAUGAUGACUCAGUCUCCAAAUCUCAAGACGGGAACGACAAUGAGGCACCUAUAUGCCCUUUCUGCCAUGACCCUCUUCCAUCAAAGCUUUCAGAAAAACUUCAAAGACUCCUGGGAAUUCUGCUCAAACGAUCACACAGGGUCUCUUUUUUGCUCUCUGAUAGCAUAGCAUUCUGUGCAAUGCAUGAUGAAGAGGCCAAAUAUGUUCCCAUGGGGAUCGAGAAUGGGUGGCCUCUAUCGAUUCAUUUCGAUGAUCUAUCCAAACGUGUAGAGAAAUACAUACCGGAUCUGAAACAGAUCAUCAAUCAUCAUAUUGAAAGCACUUACUUGACCGGCGCGCUACACAUCUUACAGAGAUAUGGUGCACGUCGAAUGGAUAGUGUUUGGUAUGGAGAUCUCACUUUUCAUCUUGAACAACCAGGAUACUAUGGAGGCAGAGGGUUAGAAAUUAUCUAUCGAACUCUUCAUUGGCAUUUCCUGCGCCAUCAAGCCCCAGAUCAACUUCAUUACAUAAAAGACGCGCCUCUCAGUCCUGAAAGCUGGGUUCGUACAGUUAUGAUCCCCGAGGUUUCUUUGAGACUAAUCGCGGAGGAUCUCAAGGUAUCCAUUUUGGAUCCUAAAGCUAAAGAUACGCUCGAGAGCUCUCGAGAAUAUGGGAUGGCUAUGUUUCCAGCCGACGAUGAUAACUUUUGA
Melampsora larici-populina 98AG31 is the source of this 1143-nucleotide messenger RNA. RefSeq lists its product as uncharacterized. The record is from RefSeq and is a predicted model, not a curated record. The transcript is spliced from 4 exons. Bases 1 to 1143 code for a protein of 380 amino acids. NCBI's taxonomy places the organism in Eukaryota, Fungi, Basidiomycota, Pucciniomycetes, Pucciniales, Melampsoraceae.